Molecule: messenger RNA, 618 nt
Organism: Aphanomyces astaci
Lineage: Eukaryota; Oomycota; Saprolegniomycetes; Saprolegniales; Verrucalvaceae
Exons: 1
Coding region: 1-618 (205 amino acids)
Source: RefSeq, a predicted model, not a curated record
AUGUACAGCCCAAGAGACGACGAAUCCAGCUUUGGUGGAUCAACGCCCGAAGAUCCCGCGCAUUCCGUGGGCAGCAGCAGCGACGAGGACUGUCCUCUACCUGCGCCGUGCGUACCAGUGAUGACAGAGCGAGAAGUGGCUGCAUUGGUGCAACAGGUGUGGGUUUGUGACGAGUGGCAGACGCUUCCGCUCGAUUGCGACCUGUGGGCAGGAAUCAUCCCAACGCGUCUGUUGCCAGUGCUAUUCCCAGUCGAUUGUACCAUGGCCAACGUUUCCAUCGGUCAUUCGAACAUGCCAUGGGGUGGAAAUGGUGUACAGGUGCUUAUUUCGCCGAUCAAGCUGUUUGUGCGAGGCGACCAAGUACAGAAGUUGUGUGACAGCAUCGAGGCGUACUCGGUUGAAAGCGUAUUUUUCAAGAAGGACGUCCUCGAAGAUUUGCCGUUGCUUCAAAAUGUUCGUGUGAAGCAACGGCACAUCAUUUCGUUCACUUCCAGGCACCAAAUCUCCAUGGCUACCCUGGCACAAUGCAUGCUGGAUGUGGGGAUUUCAACCGUGUUUUGCUCCAACUUUGGUGUGAAGACCAGGUUGAUGGACAAGGAGUGGUCCGAACACGAGUAG